Drosophila ananassae is the source of this 1779-nucleotide messenger RNA. Its product is annotated as cip1-interacting zinc finger protein. NCBI's taxonomy places the organism in Eukaryota, Metazoa, Arthropoda, Insecta, Diptera, Drosophilidae. Bases 221 to 1411 code for a protein of 396 amino acids. The record is from RefSeq and is a predicted model, not a curated record. The transcript is spliced from 3 exons.
UAGCGUUGGCCACCAGUUUCCUUGAAGUGGUCGCCGUGUUAACACUGAAGUCUAAAAUAGCCCAGCCGCACUGUGCCUUUGUUAGCGACUGUCUAGUGAUAUUUGCAGAUUCUUCUCGAGCGGAUCGAGCCGGAGCGUAUUUUGUGGCCAUUAAAGUGCUCUCGAGUUAGCUGUCUACGUUUGGGAAAGCAGUGAAAGGCUAUUAAGCCCAACUAAAAGAAUGUUCCUUCUAGCGGCCCUUUGUUUGGCCCUGGCCUCGGUGGGUGGCCUGGCCAAGCCCUUGGAGCCCCAUGCGCAGCACAUAGUCAUCGUGACGCCGCAGGCUCAGGUGCAUCUAGAGCCUGCUCUCCGCUAUGUCCAUGGCCUUUCACCCUUGGCCCGAGUGGCGGCGCCGCCCUACCACGAGGAGACGAUUGUUUAUGUCCCGGCCGGAACUGCUGCCCAAGUGUCGCCUGUGGUCGAAUCUGUGGGCUCCGGCAGAGCGGACGGUGCUCCGGCCACCAAGCAGCAGUGGGAGGGCGUGCAGGAGAACAUCAACCAGAUCCAGCAGCAGGCUCAGCAGGGCGUCGAGAUUGUGAGUGGCCAGUUCGGAGAGGCAGCCGCUGCGGCAGCCUCCACUGGUGCCAACUUCUUCCCGUCCCUGUUCCCUCCCAGCGGUUCCAAGAAGGAGGAGCAGCUGCUGAAGACCGAGGAGAAGAUUCAACUGAUCGAGACUCCGGCCAACACUCAGCCCCUGAUUCCGGCCCCCGAGGCCAGGCACUUCUAUAGCCUGCCGCAGGUCUUCCACACCCCGGUGGUGGAUGUGGUGCAUACCCCGGUCUACACCUGGCCCAUUUCGGCCAUCAGGGCUCGUAGCAUCCAGGAGCCACAGCUGGCUGAGCAGGCUGCCGAACAGACUGCAGCCGAGCCCCAAGCCCUGAAGCAGAUUGUGGCCAUCAAGGAGGAACUGCCGCAGCCGACCCUGGCCCAGGCAGAGAUCCAGCCGGAGAUUCAGCCUCAGGCCUUGUUGAAGGAGCAGCCGCUUCUGAAGGAGCAGCCCCAGCCUCUGCUGAAGGAGCAGCCCUUGGAGCAGCCCAUCCAGGAGACAAAGCAGCCAAUUGUCGAAGCCCUUCAAGAGCCGAAGGCUGAGAUUGCAGGACGUCUGCUGGAGAGCAAUGCCAUUAAGCAGGAGCUGCAGAGUGCCGAGUUGGCCAAGGAGCCGAUUAAGGAAGAAAUUAAGUUACAGCCCCAGGAGGAGCCCUUGAUUAAGACCAUUCCGGCUGCUCCUGCUGCCGAGCCCUUAACCAAGACCAUACCCUCCACUGAGCCGCUCCAGGCUGAGCAGCCCAAGCAGGAGCAGCAGCAGAUCCAACAGAUCCAGCCGGCGCAGCCUGCCGAGAUUAUUGCCGAUGCCAUUUUGCCACAGGCUUAGUUAACUGGAAUCACUGUAUCUAUGUAUCUCAACCUAUUUGGGUAGCUUUGGUUCUUCGACUGAAUAAUAUAACUGGCCUGGUCCGCACCAGAACGGACCUUGCCAAGGGGUAUCCUCCCACACCACACACACAAACACACCCACCUACAACCGUAUGUUUAGGUACUAACAAUCACAAGACACAAGAGCAUCCGCAUUUUCCAUUUUCCAGACAUUAAUUAACAAACUGAAGCGCAGCAAGACAGAGACAUUCAUUCGUUCAUAAUUAUCAUCACGAAACGUUCGUAUUCAUCAUCAUCAUUACAUAUUCAUUAACCAUAACAUUGAAAACGUAAAACAGAACAAUAAAAAAGUGAAUGUAAAAUGUA